AUAUCGGUAAGCAAACAACGCCCCAGUAUUCCUCUGGGUCACCCACUUGCUAUCCAAAUGAGUCAAUGACACAGGAGACCACUGAUGCGCAACCAUUUCCUGCUGCGGUUCAUCAGCCGUGUGCAGACACGUUUUCAACCUCCGAGGAAGAGGAGGAGAAGACAAUGGAGGUAAGGGAGGAAACUAGGGGUAACAUAGCUAAAUGAAUAAGGAUACUAGCUAGUUUGGCUUGUUUUCAUGAGACUGCGUUAGUCAGAUGAGCCAUGAGUCUUUGGAGAAUAACAAACGCUGUUUAUGUUAAUUACUUUGAUGGUGCAAGCAACUUCUCUCUCUUGCUACUCAGAGGUUCAUAAUAACAGCAGAGGUUUGGUGCAUAAAAACAAUGCAUUACUUUUUCUAUUGUGUACUCCAACUCAUACAGAAAAACGAUGGUGUGUUGACUGAAGAGGAAGUAUCCAGCUGUUUAUCCAACCUCUGCCACUGGACUAGAGCAUGUCUAUCAGUUCCUCUCUGCACCUGUAAGAACACACACACACACAACACACACACUUCAGGUUGAUAAUAUACUUUAAAAGAGUAACUGUUUACCAUCAGACUAAUCGCAGAAGAUUAUCUAACAAAUCUGUUUACUUUCCAUUUGUGUUGCAUUUAUUUCCUUGUUUUGUUUUUGUGUCAUGUGGAAUUCAAUUUCGGAAUAUGUCUGUUGCCAUCUCUCCCACUCUGCUCGCCCAACUCUCCUAAUGUUUGUUGACUGGUAGAUUUAUCCUGUGUAUAAGCCACAUGCCAUAUCUCAUCAUCCUGGAUGCCUCCCACAAUGAACUCACCGACUUUUUGGAUUCCAGCCGCCCAAGAACCUCAAGGUAGGACCUUCAGCAGACAGGAUAAGACAAUGGUUGAUUUGUGGCUUGGGGUUUAUGUAAGCCUAUAGUCCCAGAAGAUGGGCUCCAAUCAUCAUAGACCAUUUAUAGUGUUAUUCCAUAUGCUUACUAAGUAUUACCUACCCUUGAAUGACAAGGAACUUACCAGGUUUGACUUCUUCUUGUUGUUUAGCAAUUAUACAGUACUAGUAGAAUUUAUUAUACUAUGCAUACAUUUGGUCGUUUAUUUUCAUAUUUCUUCCUUGCAAAAAUCAUUUAAAGAUUGGUCCACUUGAAUAAUUAUUCAUGUUUGUCAACUUUUCCCAUAACCAGAUGUCAGUGAUGACACAUUUGUCAGCCUAUUCGUCUCUGAGUAAACUGAAUCUGGACUGUAUCCUUUAAAAAAGCAUUUACACACACACACAAACGUCAAGUUUUUAUCUAGACUACUUCCUCAUUGCAUACCAUUCUUAACGUGUACCCUCUCUGGACAGACAACUGUUUCAGUGAGAUUGGUGGUCUGCUGCAUUGUGCCAGCCUCACACACCUCAGCCUGGCACACAACAAAAUCUCCCGUAUCAGUGGCCUGGACAACCUGCCAAUCAAAGACCUCUGUCUGGUAGGUCUUAACUCCUCCACCUGCCUCUUGAAUGAUUUAAUUUCUAAAACUUUUCGUGUGUGCUAUAUAUGGAGAUAUCGCUUUACGUUAAUAAUUAUAUUGUUAGAAAGAUUCUUAGAGAUAAUAUUUGAGUUAUUAUGCUAAUUUGUGAAUAUGCCCAUCCUGUUGUAUAGACGCAGCUCUCCAAGCACAUCUGUACUGUGGUUAGUGGUUGGUCUUGUGGUUUAAUUAAUAUGGCCUACAGACUAGCACACACGUGUUUUCCUGUGAAUCAGUUGUUUUCUGUUUUCACCUUGAUGUAUCUCCUCGUCACCUGGUGUAUAAAUUCUUCCAUUAUGUCAUCACUUUUCAAAAAGGUUAUUCCCCCAGUAUGGUGCCAGUAAUGCGUGCACACAAUAUUUUAGCACUUCUUUCUCUUCAAACAUGAUAACAGCAGGUGGUGUAUUUUUAACUCUUUCCCCCCCGUCUCAUAUUUAAACCCCAGACAAAAUUGAGCUUCAGCUUUUCAAAGACACACCAACAUGAGCUCCAGUGUGAGAGCCACCAUAUGGCUGUACCAGCGGGCCUCCGGACCCUUCCCUCUCCCUCUCUGACAGAUGCUGGUGUCCUUUAUCAAAGUGAUUCCUCAUCGUCAGCACGAUGCAGCGUGUCCUCCCCUGUCCGGUUCCCCCCUCCCCUCUGGGGCCAGCUGCCAGCGGUGUCAGUGAGCCUGGACCCUGUUCAACCCCCCACCCUUUCUUCCUCCCUCACACCUCACCCCGUAGCAUCCCUGUCAACCAGGGAACCAGCCGCUGUCUCCAUCUCCCCUCUCCCUUCCCUCUCGGCCCUCUCCUGCCCAGCCACGCUCCCUAACAGUGUGCUACCUGUCAGCCAGCCGCCUCUCUCAGCCCAUCACACCCAGGCCUCGAGAGCUUCCAGGGCUCUGCGCGGUCACCGUCCCCCGCUGUCAGCAGCUCUCUGCCAGGCAGGCUAGCGGUGGAGGGCAGGGCAUGGGGGCACAGGGGCUGGAUCCUGGAUGACAGCCCACGCAGGGGGAAGGUGGGGUGAGGAUGGGUAGUUACAGAGGAGGAGGGAUGGUGGGUUAUAGAGGAGAGGAGGCCUGGUCUGUAGUGCUUUUGGCAUGCCCACACCAGUGUCUGGCCAGCUGUUCACCUGUCACUCCUCACCUGUCAGCCCGUACCGUUGGAGCUGGCCUGUCAAUCACACACGCCGUCUCAAGGAGAAGUUUUAAACUCCUUACAGAUGGGGAAGGGAACACUCUAUGGUAACUUUGAUAGUGAAGGUGUGGGGUGGGUAUGUGCGUGUGACGUGUGACGUGUGUAUGUGUCUGUGCGUGUGACUUGGGUGUGUGUAUGUGGGUGUGUGUAGGAGGAGGGGGAGUUGUGUGUGAGCUUGUGUACGUUUAUUGAUAUGUGUGUGUGUGUAUUUGUCCACACAGGGUACUCAUAUUCCCAGUGUUUGUCAUGUAUCACGUUCUCUCUAUCCAGAGGGGGAAUCAGAUUGAGAAGAUAGAGAAUGUGGAGACUCUGAGAACCCUGCAGGUCCUGGAUCUGUCUCUGAACCGCAUCACAAGUCUGUCAGGCCUGCAGAACCUCCAUCUGCUGGGCUCCAUCAACCUGGAGAGGGACCUGGUGAGCACAGUUCAUUUCUUACUUUAAAUUCCUUAAUGUCCUGCUCUCUUGUCAACCUGGAGAGGAACCUGGUGAGCACAGUUCAUUCCUUAAUGUCCUGCUCUCUUGUCAACCUGGAGAGGAACCUGGUGAGCACAGUUCAUUCCUUAAUGUCCUGCUCUCUUGUCAAUCUGGAGAGGAACCUGGUGAGCACAGUUCAUUCCUUAAUGUCCUGCUCUCUUGUCAACCUGGAGAGGAACCUGGUGAGCACAGUUCAUUCCUUAAUGUCCUGCUCUCUUGUCAACCUGGAGAGGAACCUGGUGAGCACAGUUCAUUCCUUAAUGUCCUGCUCUCUUGUUAUCUGAUGUUUUUUGUGUAUGAUAUACUGUUCUUAGAUCAGUGAAAUUAAGGAGGCCACACACAUCCAUGACCUGUGGCUGCUCCGGGAGCUGAAUCUGCAGAGAAACCCAGUCCAGGUAGCUGCACUGCACCUACACCCAGAACACAUCACUAAACUAACAAGUUAUCUCCCUAAUGCUGUCUGCGUGCUCUGUACUGACAAUAGACAUAUCCAUGAAAAUGCUGCCUCUUUCACUGUCGUUUCAACCCCAGGAGCAGCUGGACUAUAGACUGGCAGUGAUCUUCCUCCUUCAACACCUAACUGUCCUGGACCAGGAGAAAGUCACAGCAGAGGAGAAGGUAGGUGGAUGUAUGAGAUGCUGAUCAGUGAUUGAACUUAAGGAUACUAGCCAGCCCAGGUCCAAAAUCUGCUAUGUGAUGAUGGUAAAGACAACAUUUCACCUGCAUCUCGGGCUAGCUUGGCAAAUGUCCUACUAGAUUUCCAUCCAUGUGUGUAAUACUCCUGAGUGGCGCAGUGGUCUAAGGCACUGCAUCGCAGUGCUAACUGUGCCACUAGAGAUCCUGGUUCGAAUCCAGGCUCUGUCGCAGCCGGCCGCGAUCGGGAGACUCAUGGGCGGCGCACAAUUGGCCCAGCGUCGUCCAGGGUAGGAGAGGGAAUGGCCGGCAGGGAUGUAGCUCAGUUGAUAGAGCAUGGCGUUUGCAACGCCAGGGUUGUGGGUUCGUUUCCCACGGGGGGCCAGUAUAAAAAUAUAUAUAUAUAUGCAUUCACUAACUGUAAGUCGCUCUGGAUAAGAGCGUCUGCUAAAUGACUUAAAUGUAAAUGUAGUAUGUUGUUUAUUAAAAACAAUGGGCUAGGCAUCUGUUGGGAUCUGUAGAGGUUUUAAUGAUACAUACAGUACAUCUAGAUAGGACUGACUUGAAAUAAGAUAUUUAUCGCCAAUGUGACAUAUGAACGUCUACCUGCUGUGUUCCCCAGGUGUCGGCUGUGAACAAUGUGACAUAUGAACAUCUACCUGCUGUGUUCCCCAGGUGUCGGCUGUGAAACAAUGUGGCAUAUGAACAUCUUCCCCCCAUGUUCCGCAGGUGUCGACUGUGAACAUUGUGACAUAUGAACGUCACCUCCCCCCGUGUUCCCCAGGUGUCGACUGUGAACAUUGUGACAUAUGAACGUCACCCCCCCCCCCCCCCCGUGUUCCCCAGGUGUCGACUGUGAACAUUGUGACAUAUGAACGUCUCCCCCCCGUGUUCCCCAAGUGUCGGCUGUGAACAUUGUGAUAUACAGUGAGGGAAAAAAGUAUUUGAUCCCCUGCUGAUUUUGUACGUUUGCCCACUGACAAAGACAUGAUCAGUCUAGAAUUUUAAUGGUAGGUUUAUUUGAACAGUGAGAGACAGAAUAACAACAACAAAAUCCAGAAAAACGCAUGUCAAAAAUGUUAUACAUUGAUUUGCAUUUUAAUGAGGGAAAUUAGUAUUUGACCCCCUCUCAAUCAGAAAGAUUUCUGGCUCCCAGGUGUCUUUUAUACAGGUAACGAGCUGAGAUUAGGAGCACACUCUUAAAGGGAGUGCUUCUAAUCUCAGCUUGUUACCUGUAUAAAAGACACCUGUCCACAGAAGCAAUCAAUCAAUCAGAUUCCAAACUCUCCACCAUGGCCAAGACCAAAGAGCUCUCCAAGGAUGUCAGGGACAAGAUUGUAGACCUACACAAGGCUGGAAUGGGCUACAAGACCAUCGCCAAGCAGCUUGGUGAGAAGGUGACAACAGUUGGUGUGAUUAUUCGCAAUAUGGAAGAAACACAAAAGAACUGUCAAUCUCCCUCGGCCUGGGGCUCCAUGCAAGAUCUCACCUCGUGGAGUUGCAAUGAUCAUGAGAACGGUGAGGAAUCAGCCCAGAACUACACGGGAGGAUCUUGUCAAUGAUCUCAAGGCAGCUGGGACCAUAGUGACCACGAAAACAAUUGCUAACACACUACGCCGUCAAGGACUGAAAUCCUGCAGCGCCCGCAAGGUCCCCCUGCUCAAGAAAGCACAUAUACAGGGCCGUCUGAAGUUUGCCAAUGAACAUCUGAAUGAUUCCGAGGAGAACUGGGUGAAAGUGUUGUGGUCAGAUGAGACCAAAAUGGAGCUCUUUGGCAUCAACUCAACUCGCCGUGUUUGGAGGAGGAGGAAUGCUGCCUAUGACCCCAAGAACAUCAUCCCCACCGUCAAACAUGGAGGUGGAAACAUUAUGCUUUGGGGGUGUUUUUCUGCUAAGGGGACAGGACAACUUCACCGCAUCAAAGGGACGAUGGACGGGGCCAUGUACCGUCAAAUCUUGGGUGAGAACCUCCUUCCCUCAGCCAGGGCAUUGAAAAUGGGUCGUGGAUGGGUAUUCCAGCAUGAUAAUGACCCAAAACACACGGCCAAGGCAACAAAGGAGUGGCUCAAGAAGAAGCACAUUAAGGUCCUGGAGUAGCCAAUCUCCAGACCUUAAUCCCAUAGAAAAUAUGUGGAGGGAGCUGAAGGUUCGAGUUGCCAAACGUCAGGCUCGAAACCUUAAUGACUUGGAGAAGAUCUGCAAAGAGGAGUGGGACAAAAUCCCUCCUGAGAUGUGUGCAAACCUGGUGGCCAACUACAAGAAACGUCUGACCUCUGUGAUUGCCAAAAAGGGUUUUGCCACCAAGUACUAAGUCAUGUUUUGCAGAGGGGUCAAAUACUUAUUUCCCUCAUUAAAAUGCAAAUCAAUUUAUAACAUUUUUGACAUGCGUUUUUUCUGGAUUUUAUUGUUGUUAUUCUGUCUCUCACUGUUCAAAUAAACCUACCAUUAAAAUUAUAGACUGAUCAUGUCUUUGUCAGUGGGCAAACAUACAAAAUCAGCAGGGGAUCAAAUACUUUUUUCCCUCACUGUAUGAACGUUUACCCCCCCCCCCCCCCCGUGUUCCCCAGGUGUCGGCUGUGAACAUUGUGACAUAUGAACGUCCCCCCCGUCCCCGUCCCCUGUGUUCCCCAAGUGACGGCUGUGAACAUUGUGAUAUAUGAACGUCUCCCCCCGUGUUCCCCAGGUGUCGACUGUGAACAUUGUGACAUAUGAACGUCACCCCCCCUCGUGUUCCCCAGGUGUCGACUGUGAACAUUGUGACAAAUGAACGUCCCCCCUGUGUUCCCCAGGUGUCGGCCUUGAACAAGUACGACCCUCCUCUGGAGGUGGUGGCGGCCAGGGAGCACAUGAGCCACAUGGUAUACCAGCUGAUGCAGCCUCAGGUCAUCAAUGAUAGGUAAAAAUAGCAGGAUCCGUCAACUACCCUGACUGGACUACCCUCCUCAUAACAUGACUCUCAGCCAAUAAGAAGUCGAUACGAUGAAUAAUCUAAAUAAAGCUUACUUACUAAAUUAACUUGUGCUCGCAAUCUUUAAAAAUGAAGAACCCUAGCUUUUCUGACAUUUAUGCUCUAUUCAUACAUCAUAGAAACUGACCUAGAAAAAUCAGAUUUUUCUGAUUGGCUAGUUGUUCUGAACAAUGGUAAAGUACUUCCUAGACUUUUUAUCCUUGUGCUCUCCCUCUCUCUAAAUGGUACUAUAUCGUCCAUGUGUUGCUGUGUGUUCCCAGCACCCUACCCAGUCUGGACUCUCCCUACCCCAUGCUGCUGUUGACUUGGCCCCAGGCUUGUGGGAAGAGAGAGAGUUUAACGACUUCUUCGCCUACGGG
Molecule: messenger RNA, 7127 nt
Organism: Coregonus sp. 'balchen'
Lineage: Eukaryota; Metazoa; Chordata; Actinopteri; Salmoniformes; Salmonidae
Source: the annotation of a GenBank genome assembly